CACUGACAGCAACAAGACUUGUAGCUGUAACAUACUUAAAAACACUUUGGGAAUAUUCAACCGUGAGCAGAAAAAAAAUAUCUCAUCAUGUGCAGAGGACUUGAAUCACUGCCCAUCACCUGCCUGGAGAGGGCAAAGGAGCUGAAAGCUUUGUUUGGAAGUUUACUCCAGAAGUCAGAUCACAGCAUCGCUUGCACUGGACAGACAAAGAAAUGUGACAAACUGAGGUGUAUCAAUGAGCCUUUGAAGUGGAAGGAGUCGUUUGAGAAACUGCUCUCCAGCCAAAAUGGGCUGUGCCUGUUCAGAGCGUUCCUCGUCAGUGAGUUCAGUGAGGAAAACAUCGCCUUUUACUUGGCCUGCGAGGACUACAGGGCCACUAAACCCUCAAAGCUGGCCACUAAAGCAAAGAAAAUUUAUGAUGAAUUCAUUGGAUCUGAUGCACCACGAGAGGUAAAUCUAGACCAUGUGACCAAAGCCAUCAUCAAGGAGAACACAGAGCAUCCCAGUCAGUCCUCUUUUGAUCUGGCCCAAUCCAAAAUCUAUACCCUGAUGGAGAAGGACUGCUACCCUCGCUUCCUCAAGUCCUCCAUGUACCUGGAGCUCAGUAGAAAGACCAGAGCAUCCUAAAAGACUUUCUUCCUCUGACAAACUUUCCUGUGAGCUGCAGACGAGACGUGAUCACUCCUCAAAAGGCACAUAAGAUUUCUGAUGCACAGCGGAGACUGUAAAGGUUUCGGAUUGGAAUGAAUUCCUAAGUCCGAGGAGUUUCAUUCAUGUGGAGUUAUUUCAGAGACAUGGGGGUCGAGCUGGGGUCCGAGCUGACAGCUACAGAACAAUGACGCUGUGAGAAAAGACUGAGCUGCAGAUGUCUGACUCCGAAAGAAACACAUGUGCUGUAUAUACAUGAACAGCAGCUUCAGUGGCAUGAAGUAUGACUGACAAGAAUGAAUUUCACACAACUAAAACUACCACUAGGAGAGAUGCACAUCCUCUCCAUAGCAUUAAUUUGUUCGUUUAUUUAUUCUUUAUUUAUUAAAAGUUCAUUUUUAUCAUGUGAAUGUUUGCCGUGCAGCUGGUCGGUGAAAACUGAUUUGAAUUGAAUAUGUUUUUAUCAUAAGUACUGUAUGUGAAACUUGAAUAAAAUAAU
Messenger RNA from Paralichthys olivaceus (Japanese flounder), 1147 nucleotides. RefSeq names its product regulator of G protein signaling 5b (gene rgs5b). Lineage: Eukaryota; Metazoa; Chordata; Actinopteri; Pleuronectiformes; Paralichthyidae. The record is from RefSeq and is a predicted model, not a curated record.